AUGGUACUGCCAUUUUGUGGAGGCUGGGACCAAAGAAGAAAAGGGAUGCCUUCAAUCCUCCCAGCUGUUAUCCAAGCAAUGGCAAAAAGGCAACUCAAAACCAUAGAGGAUGGACACCACAAACAUGUGCACACUCAUAAAAAUGAAUCACCAGCUCCCAAGUUAGGUGGACCCACAGUGUCCACUGAUCCCUCUGUAGAUGAGGAUCUACUGGUUCCUGAUCUAGGUGAACCUGCAACACCCACUGGACCAUCUGUAGAUGAGGAUUUACCAGCUUCCGAGUUAGGUGGACCCAUGGCAUCCACUGAUCCAUCUGUAGAUGAGCAUCUACCAGCUCCUGAUCUAGGUGAACCUGCAAUGCCCACUGGACCAUCUGUAGAUGAGUUAAGUGGACCCAUGGCAUCCACUGAUCCAUCUGUAGACAAAGAUCUACCAGCUUCCAGGUUAAAUAGAAUGGUGGCACACACCAACAUAUGGCAUGAGUGGAGGACAUGCCCCAUCAUUGACAUUGAGGCUCUUGCACAAUCUGCCAUACCCUCACCUAUGCACUAG
Molecule: messenger RNA, 552 nt
Organism: Pisolithus orientalis
Lineage: Eukaryota; Fungi; Basidiomycota; Agaricomycetes; Boletales; Pisolithaceae
Exons: 8
Coding region: 1-552 (183 amino acids)
Source: RefSeq, a predicted model, not a curated record